GUACGCCUCGUGAGCACUUGAAGAACACUCGCACAAACCUCCACACGCGUGGAAGCUUUAGGCUGUGAAAGUGGUGUUCCUUCGACCAGUUUGCGCGACACCCCCUCCAACUUGGAUUUUACAAGUCGUCUGUACUACAGGAUAUUGUUUGUAUCGCUAACCGAGAUGGCAGCCGACGUGGUGACCUACACGACGCUCGAGACCUUCUCGCACGAGGACCUCGUGAAGCCCGACCCCGACGCAUCACCCUUGGCGGACCACAGCUCCUCAGGCCCCGAGGCUGAGGAGGACCCGUCCCGCUCCAAGAGGUACGAGCGCAAGCGGCGGUACUCCAAAUCUAGCGCCUCUUCGGACGAUGGGUCGACCGGCGGCGGGUCCGUCGGUGGCAAGUCCGGGAAAAAUCGGAAGAAGACGUCGAAGGCAGAGAGUUUCGAGGACCUGCAGAACCAGAGGGUGCUUGCCAACGUGCGGGAGCGACAACGAACACAGGUGAAUCAGAAAGACUCUUUGAACGAAGCCUUCUCGUCUCUACGAAAGAUCAUCCCCACCCUGCCUUCGGACAAACUCUCCAAAAUACAGACGCUGAAGCUGGCGGCUCGGUACAUAGACUUCUUGUAUCAGGUCCUCAGAUCGGACGACACCGACACCAAGAUGGCGUCCUCCUGUUCGUACGUGGCGCACGAGAGACUGAGCUACGCCUUUUCGGUAUGGAGAAUGGAGGGUGCAUGGAGUAUGAACGGACAUCAUCAGUUGUAGCUGGUCUCCAGGCAAGAGCUGUACUUCGGGCUAGGAGCGCCGUCUAGCGGACCCAGCCACUUCUGAGAACUGCAGGGUUCCGGCUUCCAGACUCCGCCAGCCCGUCAUUGUGCCAAAGGACUCCUAGAGUGCUAUGGAGACAGCAAAAUUCUACAACAGACUCGAAAAUCCGUCCACGAUUUUCCCGCCGAAAUGCAGUGUCGUCUUUCCACCCAAAGCCCUGUUGUGCUCGGCCGAAUUGUGACACUAUGUCGUGAAGUCUGCUGACCAACAAGGGACUUUGACGACAAACACGAACAUUUUUCUGUGCAGACAAUGGCGGAUUUUGUCGUCCCAAACGAAGGAGACGGAAGACAUGUUGGCAAAUAUCGAAGUGUUGUUUUAGGCAGAAAGGACGUCCCGGGCACACAAGGGGGUGGGCUGAGCCGAGGUAUUAGCACACAGAGAAAUGUUUUAUAUCACGCAAGGACAAUGUUUUACCACACGGACAGUUUUGUUUUGCGACACCCUGUCCCCUUUCUCGCCUUGGUUCGGAAUCCGAUCCCUCCCCACUAAGAAAACUUUCCCACGCAAACAAGCCGACGUCAAAUACUUCACAGAAUUUGCAGACUUGUCCCGAAAUUUGCACUCUCAACCCUUUCUAUACAUCCUACAGAAGUCAUAUUUAUAAAGCGAGUUCGAACUAUUUGUUCGUCGUGUUCAGUGGUUGAUUUUCACACAGUUUUACAUGUGCUCAUCAUUUUUCCUACUUGUUCGGACAGAAGUCACGUUAAACUUGUAAAUGACAAUAUUGGAAGUAUAAACUACAUUGUGAGCCUUGAGGGCACCCAACACCGGUCUGUUGUUAGACAGUGGUUCGUGCGGGCGCACCGGUUUGUGGACAUGGGGGCUCCGUACCAGACCACUGUCUCCAACGAGCUUUCUCAGUUAUUCUUUCUCGUUUGUCUGAGAAAGAAAACAGAACCUUGCUAAUAGAGAGUGUGAAAGUUUGGGUUGGGGAUUUAUUCGUCCUUCGACCUCUCACUCCCCCAUGCUAACAAACGAUAACGUGUUUAUUCUCUUCCUACCCACGCAAAUUGUCAAAGAUGUUGAAAAUGCUUUGGAGAAAAUUUUGAAGAAAAUUUGUCCCUUCUGCGAAAGUCAACCACAGACCACUAUUUCUACCACAAUUUCUGACUUAUAAUCUGCAAAAGAAUUUUUCCACUCAUUGCUCGUGUAUUUUCUGCAUCCCCAAAAAGUUGCUUUACAACGUGUCUCCUUAUAUAUGAAUUGUUCGAAUGUCAGUCCUUUCUGUCUAGGCAACUUGAUAGUUCCAAAUACCAAAGAAGUCGACAUGGCUAUUGUUCUGUCGCAUUUUGUACAUUGUAUUCCUAUGAUAGAGUUAUCUUUGUAUUGUUAUCUGUGGAGAUUAUUGUGUAUUUUAUAUUUUUGGUCGUUGAAUAUAUAUUUCGAAUUUUAUCUAAA
Messenger RNA from Branchiostoma floridae (Florida lancelet), 2220 nucleotides. Its product is annotated as twist-related protein. Lineage: Eukaryota; Metazoa; Chordata; Leptocardii; Amphioxiformes; Branchiostomatidae. Gene Ontology annotation, molecular function: DNA-binding transcription factor activity, RNA polymerase II-specific; protein dimerization activity; RNA polymerase II transcription regulatory region sequence-specific DNA binding. Gene Ontology annotation, biological process: regulation of transcription by RNA polymerase II; developmental process. The coding region runs from base 166 to 756 and encodes 196 amino acids. The record is from RefSeq and is a predicted model, not a curated record. The transcript is spliced from 4 exons.